AUGGCUCUGCUGCCCAUAUUUGUCAAUGAAAAUGAAGCUCGUAAUGCAAUUAAAACAUAUGCCCAGAAAAGUAAUACAAAUCAAAUCAAGCAAUACCAUUUUAGCCUAACUCUCAUCGAAACUCUCAUCUUCGCACUCUCCCAAGUCAAAUCCCAAGCUGUCCAUGGCUCUGCACUCAUCACCAUCGCCCACGGCAAAUUCUUCUCCAACGGCUUCGACCUCGCAUGGGCCCAAUCCGUCGGCUCCUCCUCUGACGCCGUAGAUCGACUCCACCACUUGGUCGCUUCCUUCAAACUAGUCGCUUCCGCUCUCCUCUCCCUCCCUAUGCCUAUAAUUGCUGCCCUCCCCAGCCACGCUGCCACCGCCGGAUUCCUCCUCGUGCUCAGCCACGACUACGUCCUGAUGAGGCACAAUCGAGGCGUGCUGUACAUGAGCGAGGUUGAUAUUGGCCUCACUUUCCCAUAUUUCACAGCUUUGAUGAGGUCAAAGAUCGGCUUCACCUUGACUCGGCGUGAUAUAUUGUUGGCUGGGAGGAAGGUUAAGGGAGAAGAGGCAGUGAGGAUGGGGAUCAUGGACUCGGCGGCGCACGAUAGCGAGGAGAGGGAGUGGAACGGUGAGGUGUAUGCGGAGAUCAGAGCUAGGUUGGUUAGGUCUUCGUUUUCAUAG
Molecule: messenger RNA, 666 nt
Organism: Quercus lobata
Lineage: Eukaryota; Viridiplantae; Streptophyta; Magnoliopsida; Fagales; Fagaceae
Product: enoyl-CoA delta isomerase 2, peroxisomal-like
Exons: 2
Coding region: 1-666 (221 amino acids)
Biological process (GO): fatty acid beta-oxidation
Cellular component (GO): peroxisome
Molecular function (GO): delta(3)-delta(2)-enoyl-CoA isomerase activity
Source: RefSeq, a predicted model, not a curated record